UGGCUGGGCAUGAUCGCUGUGCAUGCGAACUGGUCCACUCGAAAUAAUCUAUAGCUCUCCAAACCACACUUCCCUCCAAUAAGUACUAGAACGGUAAAUAUUUACUGGCUCGCAUUGCUUAUACAUCAUGGUUCACCGCCAGUCAAAUGAUUGGAUUCCGGGGCUAUCGGAGAUACAGCGAGAACGACAGCGCUUUGACUACUAGAUUACCCCACGAGUCGUAUAAAGGGCAGCAUAUGAAGCCAGACGACAUAGACUUAUUGAAUCACAGUUCCCAGGUUCCCAUUUUCUACCAGGUUGACCUCCGCAAGUACAACAUCCAACCCAAUGACAGCAAAGCUUCGAAUUAUAAUAGUCGGCUCUGGCCUAGCAGGCCUAGCAGCUGCCAGGAUCCUCCGAGAGCAUCACGAUGUCACUGUCUACGAGCGCGGCGGUACCGACACAGCCACUGGCGGACAGGGCAUAUGUCUAUUCUCCAACGGGGUCAAGAUUCUGCAAACGAUGGGCUUCGAUCGAGCGCGCGUCGGCGCCGUGCCGUGCUAUGGCUACCGCGCGCUUGACAAAAAUGGGAACCAGCUACAGGAUUUCCCAGUGGACUUCAAAGCGAAGUACGGAGCAGACACCCUGGCUAUGAAGCGGUCGGACUUCCGUGACGAGCUGUUACUCCUGGCGACCGCUCCUUCGGAACACCUCGGUAUCCAGGGCCAUCCCGCACAAGUGAUAUUCAACACCAAUGUCGUCGACAUCGACCCGGAGGAGGCUAGCAUUACGCUGGAAGACGGGUCCGUUGUGGGCGCCGAUGUGGUUAUUAUUGCUGAUGGCGUGCACUCACGUCUCCGUCAUCGCAUCGUGGGCUCCGACGCCCGGGCGAAGAAGAACGGGAUGACCUGCUAUCGUGUGGCGGUCUCUGCCGAGGCUGUGAAACACACGCUUGGCUAUCUGCCCGCAUGGUGGGAUCCCCAAACAGCCGACGGCCGUAUCUCUGCUUUCCAGGCCGGCGAUGGGAGUAACCGACUAAUUGCAGCGUAUGCGAUCCGGAAUGCCGAGUACAUGAACCUAGCGUGUGUCUUUCCUACUCGGCAGAAUCGAGGAAAUGUCCUGGAAUCCUGGUACGCGGAUGGAAAUCGACGGGAAAUGAUCGAGACGUUUGACGACUACUAUGAGCCCAUGCGGAAGAUUCUAGGCAUCGCCACAGAGGUGAAGGUCUGGGAGCUUCAGGAUAUCGACCCGCUGCCUAACUGGAACCGCGGACGGACAAUCCUUAUCGGAGACGCGGCACAUGCAAUGACCCCGAUGCAGGGUCAGGGGGCUAAUAUGGCGUUGGAAGAUGCGGAUGCGCUUCGUUUGUUGCGACCGGGUAUGUCUCGUAAGGAUAUUUCGUCUGUUCUGGAACAGGUUGAUGGUGUCCGCCGGCCGCGUGCUACUAGAGUCCUGCGGGAUACUCGUGUCCAGGCGAAGGAUAUCACGCUGGAGGAACGAAUAGCCAAUCUUGACUAUAACUGUGGUUAUAAUGGGGUCUUUGAGGCUCUUAAAGCAAUGAAGUGAUCUACAGUGGUUGGUUGGUUAGUACUGGUUAAUUGUCCUCGGGCAUUGUGGCUUAAUAUGGCUGAUGGGGGUUAUUCGAUUUCUUGAUGUGGAUAUACUCUAGA
Messenger RNA from Aspergillus pseudonomiae, 1649 nucleotides. RefSeq names its product FAD-dependent oxidoreductase. NCBI's taxonomy places the organism in Eukaryota, Fungi, Ascomycota, Eurotiomycetes, Eurotiales, Aspergillaceae. The record is from RefSeq and is a predicted model, not a curated record. The transcript is spliced from 3 exons. Gene Ontology annotation, molecular function: monooxygenase activity; FAD binding. The coding region runs from base 328 to 1545 and encodes 405 amino acids.